This is a messenger RNA of Toxotes jaculatrix (banded archerfish), 3269 nucleotides long. RefSeq names its product myelin protein zero-like protein 2. Lineage: Eukaryota; Metazoa; Chordata; Actinopteri; Toxotidae. The record is from RefSeq and is a predicted model, not a curated record. The transcript is spliced from 5 exons. Gene Ontology annotation, biological process: cell-cell adhesion. Bases 230 to 994 code for a protein of 254 amino acids. Gene Ontology annotation, cellular component: membrane.
UGGGAGGGUGCUGAAAUUAAAUGUAAGAGGGCAGCGGCGAGUCGGGACGCGUCUUUGGAGAGACAAGGCAGAGGAGAAUACUCGUCGUAAAUCCAUGUUUUCAUCCCUCUCGAGAGGGGAUCCAAAGACUUGUCGGUCGGGUUUCCUGUCUCUGUGAGUCGGCGGGGGAGUCUCAGUGGGUUAGUUGACUCCCGAUCGAUUGGUCAACGGACAAGCUGCCGUCCAUCCAAUGUGCGUAAAAGGGCUCUAUUUCUUCGCCGUCCUGUCUGGACUCGCAGCUUCAGGCGUGCUGCAGGUCAGCGGGAUACGUAUAUAUACAUCUGGGGAUAUGGAGGCAGUCAACGGGACAGAUGUUCGUCUCAAGUGCACAUUCCAGAGCUCCUCUCCUAUUAACGCAAACGCCGUCAUCAUCUCCUGGAGCUUUAGACCCCUCAUACCAGGCCGAGAGGAGUCGGUGUUCUACUACCAGCAGAAACCCUAUCCUCCUGUAGAAGGCAUUUUCAGGAAGCGUGUCGCUUGGGCUGGUGACAUCAUGGGCCGCGACGCCUCCAUCAUAAUUCGACAGGUCAAGUUCACCUACAACGGCACUUACAUCUGCCAGGUCAAGAAUCCGCCUGAUGUCCACGGCACGGUUGGAGAGAUUCGACUCCGUGUCGUCACCACAGCCUCUUUCUCCGAACUCCUCCUUCUGGCUUUGGCCAUCGGGGGCGGGAUCGCUGCUGUGGUCAUCCUCCUCAUCAUCAUCGUAUCCUGCAGGAGGUGCAAGAAGAGGAGACAGAGACAGCUGGAAGGGAACGAGGAGGCUCCCCGCAAAGAGAGAAAAGACCCCACUGCGUGCCACCCAUCGAGGGCCGUCCAUCUUUACGUAUCACAGACGUCCAUAGAGAUUGACAGUUCAGAUGGCAUGAUCUCAGAGGCCAGCACCAAAGACCCGAGCUCGUCAGAGGAGGAGGGCCCGAGCUCAGAUGACGACGGAGGCGAUGACUCCGACUGAGGAGGUGGAGAUAGACACAGAGACAGCAUCACUGAUGUGAAGGCAGCCAGGAAGCUUGCUGGAGGGAUGCCCAGAUGGCAGCCAUGGAUUAAAUUCCACAUUUCCGCUGAGUGGAGGUUAGAUGAAGAGAGCUCUGCUACUUCUGCUGCUGCUAUGUCGGAAACAAACGCAUUGUUCCUGAAUAAGAGGAAAACGGAAAGAAAGUUUCUGAAUAAGACCAAAGAAAUUGGCUUUUGAUAAUGAUCAAGGCUAUGAAACAGAGAGUGCGUCCAGAAAUCUCAUGAGUGAAGAAAUGCUGGGUGAAACCUGCAGGGCUUGUGUAGUGAGAGGCAUCGUAAUCCUCAAGCUGGCGUGGCUGCUGUCAUGAAGGGAAAAGAAGUCAAUUCAUGUUCAAUAACUGUCUCUUCUUCUUGACAUGGAUCUUGUUCAGUGUCAGAAGUCACUAAAAUCAGUUGCAGCAAGCAGAUGAUUUCAUUGAAGGUGUUGGCAUAUUGGUUGUUAGAGUGAGGACAGUGUUAGCUUCCGUGAUGAGCCAUACACAGACCUUUAUAUUUAGUUGGGUGUUUAUAACUUCUUCUCAUUGACUUAAUGGACCAUAUCAGACUGAAUGUGUAGGAUCGUCUUACAUGCUUUAGUUUUACAGCUCACAUCAUCAUAAUACCUGCCAGUCUCUGAGCACUUGUUAAAAGCAGUUUUAUCCUCCACAUGUAGGCUGAGGGGCUUACAAUAAGUCACCUCAGAUUACUUGGAUAAAAAAGCAUAAAUGUGAUGUUGCUUUCAGUGAGUCUGAAGGCCAAAUACUUGAUCAGUGGGCGAGCAGCCGCAUGCACGCAAAUGUCCUGUGCUGCGUGUGGGAGCGCACAGUCAGAUCUGAAAACCCUUUGAUGGCAAAAUGUCCUUGAGAGCCUGUUGUCUCUUCAUGCGUCUGUGAAUGCAUCACAUCUACUAACAAAUGAUUGUAAUAACAGUCUUCCUUCCUUUUGCGACAGAAUUUUGUACUUUUACUGAGAUGUAAUACUAUGUUCAUAGUAAUUCUUUUUUUUAGAUGAUGCCAGAAGUAUUUUGUUCUGUUGUUUUAAAAUGUCACUGUGUUUGUUUGUAAUAGAGCUUUUAUUAAAAAAAAAAAUAGAAAAAGAAGAUUUUCUAAUAAAAGUGCCUUUAAAUCUUUUACCACAUUGUGUCAAAUAAAUUUCACCACACAGAGUCAAUCUGAACUAAUUGGCUGACACUAAUUGGCUUUUGAUACAAACUAUCAGACACAACUUGGCCUGAUUUGACAGAACUCAUCUAUUAUGUAAGAGAGGAGUCUUGUUAUCGGGCAUUUAUUAUGCAUCAUUAUUUUUAAUGCACCUCCAGUUGUGUGCUGAUGGUGUGUUUACCUGUAAGCUUUACUGCAGUGAAGUUGUUGUUUAAUUUGUUGCAGGUUCGAUAUUUAUCCUAUUAGCUAUGCUUGCCUUUGUGACUUCAGUCUGGGUUUGCUUGUUUGCUGGAUGAGAUUGUUCAUGACCACGAAUAUGUUACUCUAUAUCUUUGUGUGUGCGUGCGUGUGUGUUUGUGGGCCUAUUUGUGUGCAUGUGUGCAUUGAUCAAAGUCUGUCCCUCUGGGUGCAGCUUUAGUUACUGACUGACAGACUUAGAGUGUGUGUAUGUGUGUGUGUGUGUGUGUGUGUGUGUGUGUGUGUGUGUGUGUGUGUGUGUGUGUGUGUGUGUGUGUGAGUGUGUAGUUGGGGUCAGAGCGUGGAUGACUAACACUAAAAAGAGGGACAGGGUGGGCAAGAGGCACAGCCCGUUUAUCCAAAGCUAAAUAAUUACAUUAGUGGUGGCACUAGUGUUGAACUGAUAAAACGAAAGUGUGGUCUCUAGAUGUUUCACUGAAGCUUAGAAUCAGCUGUGUGUGUGGAAAUCAACAUGUUCAGGGCUUAUUUUAUAAACGAUUACUAAAGUUUGCUUUGCUGAGAAACAGCAUGACAGUCACAUGUGGUAAUGAUGUAAUGCUACAAAAAACAUUUCUAGCAUAUCCUGGUUCAUUUGGUCUCAGAGCAGCUAUCCAAAACAUUUAAACAUCGAGUUUUGCGCCGACGCUCAAUGAAGAAAAAACACAUAUUCUGUUUUCUCUGUUCUCAUCCCUGAGCGAGGAAUACAACUGUUUUCUUGAUUGGGAGUACAUUGUCAUCACUGCUAUCACUCUAUCCACCCACAAAAAAAAAAAAAAAAUUGUUACCAAAAGGCAUUUUGGGAAAAAAAGGAAAUAAAUUGGCACACCAGGCAGAGAUUAA